CUAGUCAAACCUACAUUUAAAAAAAUAUAUAACUUUGCCUCUAUAAUGUACAUUUUUAUUUAUGUUACUACUUAACUCGCUAUUUAUGUCGUUCUGUUAUGACGUCAGGGUAAACAUAACCACGUGACACAACCAGGAAGUGUAAGGAAGGCGGGACCGUCUGAUUUCACAAGGCUGGUUCGUGGCUUGAGGAGGAGCCUCCGAACGUCAGGCUACUGGUCUAGUAAAACCUACAUUUAAAAAAAUAUAUAACUUUGCCUCUAUAAUGUACAUUUUUAUUUAUGUUACUACUUAACUCGCUAUUUAUGUCGUUCUGUUAUGACGUCAGGGUAAACAUAACCACGUGACACAACCAGGAAGUGUAAGGAAGGCGGGACCGUCUGAUUUCACAAGGCUGGUUCGUGGCUUGAGGAGGAGCCUCCGAACGUCAGGCUACUGGUCUAGUAAAACCUACAUUUAAAAAAAUAUAUAACUUUGCUUCUAUAAUGUACAUUUUUAGUUAUGUUACGACUUAACUCGCUAUUGAUGUCAUUCUGUUAUGACGUCAGGGUAAACAUAACCACGUGACACAACCAGGAAGUGUAAGGAAGGCGGGACCGUCUCAAUUCACAAGGCUGGUUCGUGGCUUGAGGAGGAGCCUCCUAAAGUCUGGCCUUCGUAGACCGGGUAGGCUACUGGUCUAGUAGGAUUUAGACCCCGGAUUCAGACACAGCCAUUGUUUGCCUGUAUGUGCCCUGCCAAUGGCUGCCGUCCAAUCCGGGGUGUGUCCCGCCUCUCACCCAAAGACAGCUAUGAUAGAUAGCUCCCUGUGGCGUCAAUACAACAAAUGAACACAAGAUGGCGGCAGAGCCUUCCUCAACCACCAGCCCUAUAAUAGUGCUCAUUCAAGCAUAUCUGACUGACCUUUUGAAACAAACAAAUAUCCAAAGGUCACCUGAAGCUGGAAUUACUGGAAUCUUUUUUUUUUUUACAGUCCAAGAAUAAGUUAAGUACAUUUCCCCAUCCAGUCAUUAUACCUAAUUGUCCACAUAGUUCAUAGAAGAAAAAAAUGUCUCAUUUUCUCGCCCCUCCCUGAAACACGCAGUCGGAAAUUCCUUGUUCCUCUGUGCUCAAGGCAGCCAUGACUGAAGCAACAGAGAAGCACCUCCCUCUCAGCGUAUUUUGAACAGAGGAAGCGUAGCCAAGGUAAUGAACACAACCCAGUGCUGCAAUUGCGCCGCCUGACUGAUUACUGACCGUUUCUUUACAACUUCUGACUGACAGCAACUACAACUGCAGAAGGAUGAAUUUAGGAGGAGGAAACCAGUGUGGACGUUGUAAGAAAACAGUCUACUUUGCAGAGGAGGUACUUUGUCAUGGUCAGAAAUUCCACAAAAGCUGCUUCCUGUGCCUGGUGUGCAGGAAGUGCUUAGACAGCACCACUCUUGCUGUCCAUCAAGAUGAAAUCUACUGCAAGUCAUGUUACGGCAAGAAGUACGGACCAAAGGGUUACGGUUACGGCGUGGGGGCGGGGACUCUCAACAUGGACAAGGGAGAGGGUCAGGGUAUCGCCGCUGAAGAACCCAAGCCUCAUCAGCCGACCACCAACCCCAAUCCGUCUAAGACUAGAAAAUUCGGCGGGUCUGAGAAGUGCCCUCGCUGUGGCAAAGCGGUCUACGCAGCUGAGAAGAUCAUAGGAGCUGGCAGUGCAUGGCACAAGAUUGGUUGUUUCCGAUGUGCCGCAUGUGGGAAGGGUCUGGAGUCAACCACACUUGCCGACAGGGAUGGAGAAAUCUACUGCAAAGGGUGCUAUGCUAAAAACUUUGGUCCGAAAGGAUACGGAUAUGGAUCUGGGGCCGGAGCCCUGCAACUCACUCAGUAGACGUCCCUGACUCGAGCACAAUGACGGAUACACGGCCCAGCUACGACAUUAGCAAGGUCUGGACCUUCAAAUUAAACCUUACACAAGAACUUCCUGAAAAUGAUGUCGUCGAAAUAAGUGUAUCCCAAUGACAGCAUUGUGAGCUAGCUGAAAUUAACGUAAGAUUGGGAAUGAUGGACAAAAUUCAAAAAUUCCUGAAUUCUAAAUUCAAGCCUGUGCUACAAUUAGCAAGUAUAGUCCGAUAGCGUCCUAACUGCUCAACAUUAAUAAAGUAAAGAAUAAAAAUGUUUAUUUGUUGCAUUUUUUUGAUAAAAAAUAAAUAAAUGUAU
This is a messenger RNA of Doryrhamphus excisus (bluestripe pipefish), 2190 nucleotides long. The record is from RefSeq and is a predicted model, not a curated record. Lineage: Eukaryota; Metazoa; Chordata; Actinopteri; Syngnathiformes; Syngnathidae.